Molecule: messenger RNA, 4378 nt
Organism: Anolis carolinensis (green anole)
Lineage: Eukaryota; Metazoa; Chordata; Lepidosauria; Squamata; Anolidae
Product: rho GTPase-activating protein 20
Exons: 15
Coding region: 114-3419 (1101 amino acids)
Biological process (GO): signal transduction; regulation of Rho protein signal transduction
Molecular function (GO): GTPase activator activity
Source: RefSeq, a predicted model, not a curated record
CGGGUCUGGAGCCGGAGCCACGUCCCGAGCGGAGCCUUGCCUUCCCUUCCCUUCCUUCCUUCCCAGGGAAGGAAGAAGGGAAGGAGAAGGAGGAGAAGGGGCUGGAGGGCAGCAUGACCCCGCAGCAGAGAGCCCACUGGGGUCCCGCGGGGGCCGGAGAAGAGCGCGCCCCCUCCCCCGCCGCCCUCCAGAAGCAGCACCACCACCAGAAAAUGAAGCCCAUCGUCCACAGGAGACGCUCCACGCCCACCGCCAUCAGCAGAGCCCUCAGCAAGUCCAAGCACCAUUCCAGCCGUGACGUGGUCCUCUGCCCCUCUCAGCCGGACAGCGGUCUCUCCGCGGCCGGAGCCUUUGGCCGGCCCAAUUCCCUCUUCCUCCUGGACGAACGGGUGCAGAUGACCCAAGGCUUGCAGACCCAGGAGAGGCAUCUCUUCCUCUUUGAUGACCGGCUCGUCGUGGCCAAGUCCAAGUCUCCUUCCAGCCUGAAGCUCAAGAAGCAAGUCCCGCUGGGAGAGGUCUGGACGGGCGCUUGCCUUGGCGACGUGUCCGAGAAGCGGCUCAGCCCCGAGGCCUCCUUCGUCCUGGGGUGGCCCACUGCCAACUGGGUGGCCACGUUCAGCUCCCCCGAAGUCAAGGAGAAAUGGCUGUCGACGCUGCUGUGGCACGUGGAGGCGGCGAAGCAGGCGGAGAGCCCCAAAUGCCUCCCGAUGCAAGUCUUCCUGAUGGACGGUGAAAACAGCAGCGCGACUGUGUCCGUCCCGGUUUCCAACAUGGAAGUGGCAGACGAUGUCGUCAAGAAAGCCGCGCAACAGCUGGGACUUCCCGGAAGAGCCAGCGACUACUGCCUCUGCGUCCUUUCCGGGAGAGACAGCCCGGCCUUCCCUCUCCUCGGCCACGAGUAUCCCUUCAGCAUUAUCCUCAGCGGCCUCCGUGGCCCCGUGGACCACCUCCAGGGAACCAACAACAACAACCACCUCCUUCCUGGACGCGAGGCCUCCGUCUUGGAUCAAAUCCCCAAAGAGAGGCAGUGCCAGUUCGUCCUGAAGCCCAGGCCCAGUGCUCACCUGCCGCUGCGGAGAGAACCACUGCAGAAGCACAGCAAGCGGAAGAAGUCCUUGAUCGACUGGGCACUGCGGAGGAGCAGCAGCACCCCGACCAGCAGCCCGGCCUCACAGUCCCCCCCGAACCCCAGGAAGCUCUUUGGCCUCUCGCUCAGCUCCGUUUGCCCCGACGGGAGACUCCCCAAACCCAUCAUGGACAUCCUGCAGCUCUUGUACCUCGAAGGCCCGUCUACGCGGGGGAUCUUCCGGCGCUCGGCCAACGCCAAGACGUGCAAGGAGCUCAAGGAGAGGCUCAACUCCGGGGACGAUGUCCAAGUGGACGGCGAGUCCGUCUUCGUGGCUGCGGCGGUCAUCACGGAUUUUCUGCGAAAUAUACCUGACAGUGUUCUAUCCUCAGACAUGCAUGGGCUCUGGAUGGAAGCCAUGGAUAAGGAAAACUGGGAACAUAGGAUCGAAGCCAUCCAAAGUUUGGUGAACCAGCUCCCGGAGGCCAACCGGAUCUUGCUCCGAUACCUCUUUGGCGUCUUGCAUCGCAUUGAGCAGAAUGCCUCUGAGAACCAGAUGACCGCCUUCAACCUGGCUCUUUGCAUCGCGCCCAACAUGCUGUGGCUGCCCAGCCCCACGGGACCCGAGGAGGAGAGCAAAGCCACCAAGAAGGUGGCCUUCCUGGUCCAAUUCCUCAUUGAAAAUUCAGCUGAAGUUUUUGGAAGGGAGAUUACUUCGCUGUUCCAAAGGCCAGAAAGGAAGAAGUCCAAAAGUGUGGACGACAUACUGGCUCAGCGUAUCGAUUCCUCCGACGAGAUGGAGUUCGCGGCCUCUUUCGGGGAAAGGUCCAAGCCGCGUUACAGGCUGGAAGUGGAGGACGGCCUGUUCGGCCCUUCGCUGAGCGAGGAGCGAGAGGACUGGGACUUGUUCAGCGAGAUCGCCGCUUGCUACCGGAGCAAAGCGGGGAAGAACGCCAGUGCGGACAGCUACGACCUCCUGGAGCAGGAGGAGGAGGGCGGCUCCUUCUGCUCCCUGGGCUCCGUCUGUUCUCUGGACCCGGCCCGGAACCGGUGCUCUUCCGAGCCCAGCGUCUGCCUGAGCUCCCGCCUCGCCUCCCAGGAGCACGAGCCGGUGGCCCGGCAGUCCAGCUGCGACGCCGCCAUCAUGCACAGCCACGGGGACUACAUCCGCCGGCUGCAGCAGCUGCAGCUGGAGAGCCAGAAGCUCAUCAACGAAGGCCUGAGCCCCGGGCUGAGCAGGGCGGCCGGGCCCGGCUUCUGGAGGCCCUCCCUGGGGGGCAACGCUUCCAAGAGGCCCGGCGGCCAGAAGGCGAGUCUCUCCAACCGGUCCAGCUUCUCCAGCCUUUCGUCCACCACCUCCCCUUCGGCCUCCUCCCUGAGCUCCCUGGACAGCGCUUUCUCCUACUGCUCCGAGUCCUCCUCGGCCUUCAGCCCCACGGACACGGCCUCCAGCUUGCCCUUCAUGUUCGGCACCUCCGCCCGGCUCCACGCUCUCUCCCCCAAAGUGUCCAAGCGGUCCUCAAAGGAGUGGCACAAGCCGCUGACCUCCCCGUUGCCCCUCAGCGACGUGGAGUUCUCCUUCGAGAGCAGAGAAGAUGACCGGGAGAGCGGCGGCCGAGAAGAAGUGACCGUCUUCCUGCCCAUUGUAAGCAGCUCUGGAAGCUUGGAGAACAUCAAGAGCAAAGACGGGAAGGAGGAAAGUCGUGCCGAGACGCUCUCCUGUCCACUCACAAACUGUUCCCAUGUCAAGACGGAGUACAGGACUGCCAUCCCAAGCCCGGAGAGCAAUUUUGUGACGUCCAUGAAGCACAUUGAGAUCAAAGGCUCCAAAGAGGCUCCUUUCUCUCAAGGAAGUCUGAAGCGCACCAAGAUCACGGUCUACAUGGCUCCGAAGGAGAGGAGUCCGAGAGAGUCUCCGGUGGUGCCGGACGAAGGGUACGUGGCUACCGAUCCCAGCAGUUCCAAAACGGUCAGGGUCCACAUCCCCCAGACGGUCUUCUACGGGCAGAACACUCCACUCGUCCUCCAGUCCGUCUCAAGAAGGUACCACCACGAAUCCUUGAGCCCCCCCACCCGGGCGGAAGAGCCGGAGCCUCUGGGCGGUCCAGACGUGGGCUGCAGCCAAGAGGUCAGCAAAACCUUCAGCCACACGUUCCGCAUUUUCCUCCCGGCGUCCGUCCGCCACACGGUCCGAGAGUAUUUCAGCCGAGACGGCCCCGAGGAGCACCGUGCCGCGAGCGUGGAGACGGUGGAGGAGGAGCUUCUCCGGAGCAGGGCCGAGUGGCUGCGGAGCCCGCCUUGCGCAGACGGGGGUCCGGAGACCCUAAUGUUCGCCGAAGAGACUUUCGUCUGAUUCCUCUGCUUUUGUGUGUAAAAUGUAAUAUAGGGGAUGGGAGGAACUCAACGGGCCUCCUCCGGCCUUUAUCAAGGAUGUUGAAUCCACUCCAGGUUUUAUCCUGAACCGUCCGAAGAGAUUUGUACCUUAUAUGGUUCCUUCCAAAACCCGGAGUGGAUUCCUUGCCCUCAUGACAUGGAGCCAGUCGCCAUUGCUGCUCACAUGUAAAGCAGCUUCUGCUAUCAUGCAUGGCUCCUUUUUUAACCCACUUAUCUCCUUCUUUUUGACCUUUUGCUCAACGUGCAGAAAGAGCUUCACAAUGCAUUUCCUCGGAGCCGUUCCCAGCUUCACCGCAGGAGGAAAUUGUGCAAAAGCUCUGUUCCAAAGUACCCUGGACUCAAAAUCAGGGCAAAUGGUUGUUAAUAUUAUUUUCCACAACAGGAGAAACUUUGAGAACUAAAUCUUCGGUCUCAACCUGGGGUCCUUUUACAUUGCAGUCGGCUCUCCGCAAUUGCGAGGUUCACUUGCAGAUUUGAUUAAUAUGUUCUGUGUAGGAAUUUCUAGGUCCUCCAGUGCAAUUGUAGGGCACAUUCCCACCAGAAAUUGACUGUACAGUCAUGCUGAAAGAUCUAGAGAUUCCUGUGUGUGUUUCCAUUUGCAAUUUUCCCCGCUUUUGUGUGGGUUCAGGGCCACAAAUGUGCGCAGUUAUAGUGCUAUCAUCCCACUUCAAACAUCUGUGACGCCAUCCUAUGUAAUACUGGGAUUGUAGUUCAGGGGUGGAAUCUAAAAUUCAAAAACGCAGGUGUCUAUAAUCUACAGAGAAACGUAAAAAAAGGAAAGUAUGGUAUAUAGUAUGUAAGUACUGUAGGUGAUGUAAUAUUAUCUUCUAUAUAAACAACUUUUAGUGGAACUUGUUAUACAAUCUGCAAAUGAAGGGAAUUAUGGUGUCGUAUUUAACAUCAAUAUAAACUGGGUUU